Molecule: messenger RNA, 2665 nt
Organism: Solea senegalensis (Senegalese sole)
Lineage: Eukaryota; Metazoa; Chordata; Actinopteri; Pleuronectiformes; Soleidae
Product: transcription elongation factor SPT5-like
Exons: 26
Coding region: 149-2665 (838 amino acids)
Biological process (GO): regulation of transcription by RNA polymerase II; transcription elongation by RNA polymerase II; transcription elongation-coupled chromatin remodeling
Cellular component (GO): DSIF complex
Molecular function (GO): mRNA binding
Source: RefSeq, a predicted model, not a curated record
UUUUGAAGAACAGGCGGAGUGAGACCCCUGUAUCGUCUUGACGAAUCGCCACCCAAAUCCCGCGAGAGAUUUGAGCAGCCUGCCGAAAUCUCGCGGUUUUCCGAAAAUACGUGAGAGGGACUGCAUUCACCAAAGUAAGGGCUACGUCAUGUCUGAUAGCGAAGACAGUGACUUCUCGGACAACCAGAGCGACCGCAGCAGCGACGGGGAGGCCGAGGAAGUGGAGGAGAAUGAGGAGACGGCUAGUCCGGUGGGCAGCGACAAGGUAGCUGAGGAGGAGGGAGAGGACCUGGAGGACGAGGAAGAAUAUGAUGAGGAAGAGGAGGAGGACGAUGAUGAGCGUCCCAGGAAGAAGCCAAGACACGGAGGAUUCAUCCUGGAUGAAGCCGACGUGGAUGAUGAGUAUGAGGAUGAGGAGGAUCAGUGGGAGGAAGGAGCUGAAGACAUCUUGGAGAAAGUUAACGAGGAGGCUGAAGUGUCAAACAUCGACCAUGUGGUUUUGGACGAGGAUCACUCUGGAUCCAGGCGGCUACAGAACCUCUGGAGAGACUCCAGAGAGGAGGCUCUGGGUGAAUAUUACAUGAGGAAAUAUGCCAAGUCCUCAGGAGGAGAGCAUCACUCUGGAGGCUCUGAGGAACUGUCGGAUGACAUCACACAGCAGCAGCUGCUUCCUGGUGUCAAGGAUCCAAACCUGUGGACAGUGAAGUGUAAGAUUGGAGAAGAGCGAGCGACAGCCAUUGCAUUGAUGAGGAAGUUCAUUGCCUACCAGUUCACUGACACACCACUGCAGAUUAAAUCCGUGGUCGCCCCUGAUCAUGUUAAAGGCUACAUCUACGUGGAGUCAUACAAACAGACGCAUGUCAAGUCAGCCAUCGAGGGCAUCGGGAACCUGAGAAUGGGCUUCUGGAACCAGCAGAUGGUUCCCAUCAAAGAAAUGACAGAUGUCCUCAAGGUCGUCAAAGAGGUCACCAACCUGAAGCCCAAGUCCUGGGUGCGACUGAAGAGAGGCCUGUACAGGGACGACAUCGCUCAGGUUGAUUAUGUGGAGCUGAGUCAGAACACAAUCUCCCUGAAGAUGAUCCCGCGAAUAGACCUGGACCGAAUCAAGGCCAAGAUGAGUCUGAAAGAUUGGUUCUCAAAGAAGAAGUACAAGAGGCCUGCUCAGAGGCUGUUUGAUGCUGAGAAGAUCAGGUCCCUGGGCGGGGAGGUCAGCCAUGAUGGAGACUUCAUGAUCUUCGAGGGGAACCGUUACAGCCGCAAAGGAUUCUUGUUUAAAAGUUUUGCCAUGUCUGCUGUGAUCACAGAUGGCGUGAAGCCCACUCUGUCUGAGCUGGAGAAGUUUGAAGACCAGCCCGAAGGAAUCGACCUGGAGGUUGUCACAGAGUCAGGUAAGGAGCGUGAACACAACCUGCAAGCUGGUGACAAUGUGGAGGUGUGUGAGGGAGAGUUGAUCAACCUACAGGGAAAAAUCCUGAGUGUGGACGGCAACAAGAUCACCAUCAUGCCCAAACAUGAAGACCUUAAGGACCCUCUGGAGUUCCCAGCUCACGAGUUGCGUAAAUACUUCCGUAUGGGCGACCAUGUUAAGGUGAUCGCUGGGCGUUACGAAGGAGACACCGGUCUCAUCGUCAGAGUGGAAGAAAACUUUGUCAUACUCUUCUCCGACCUCACCAUGCACGAGUUGAAGGUGUUACCUAGAGACCUGCAGCUUUGCUCAGAGACGGCGUCUGGUGUCGAUGCUGGGGGACAGCAUGAAUGGGGAGAGCUGGUUCAACUUGACCCACAGACAGUUGGAGUCAUUGUCCGUUUGGAGAGAGAGACAUUCCAAGUGUUGAACAUGCACGGGAAGGUGCUAACAGUGCGUCACCAGGCAGUGAACCGUAGGAAAGACAACCGCUUUGCUGUUGCGCUCGACUCGGAGCAGAACAACAUCCAUGUCAAGGACAUUGUGAAGGUCAUCGACGGGCCGCACUCUGGCCGCGAAGGCGAAAUUCGACACCUGUUCCGAGGCUUUGCCUUCCUUCACUGCAAGAAGCUGGUGGAGAACGGAGGCAUGUUUGUCUGCAAGACGCGACAUCUGGUGUUAGCGGGUGGAUCCAAGCCAAGAGAUGUGACCAACUUCACUGUGGGAGGAUUCGCUCCAAUGAGUCCUCGCAUCAGCAGCCCCAUGCACCAUGGUGGAGGAGGUGCGCAGCAGAGAGGAGGAGGAGGAGGAGGAGGAGGAGGAGGAGGUGGUGGCGGCGGCGGCGGCGGCCCUGGAGGAGGAAUGGGAAGGGGCAGAGGACGGAGAGACAAUGAACUGAUUGGUCAGACAGUUCGUAUCUCGCAGGGUCCUUACAAAGGAUACAUUGGGGUGGUUAAGGACGCAACGGAGUCAACGGCCCGAGUGGAACUUCACUCCACUUGUCAGACCAUUUCUGUGGACAGACAGCGCCUGACCACCAUGGGAGCUAAGAGACACGGCGGAAUGACGUCGGCACAUGGACGCACGCCGAUGUACGGCUCCCAGACUCCCAUGUAUGGCACCGGCUCCAGAACGCCGAUGUACGGCUCUCAGACACCACUGCACGACGGAAGCCGUACGCCUCACUACGGCUCUCAGACGCCACUGCAUGAUGGGAUAGAGCAAUUAAAUAUGCAGAUUUCUUUCCAGGCUUUCACUUAA